CUGCUUAGAAGGCUUGAAAAGAUGACAAAAAAGUGAGGGAAAAAAACAUAAAGGACAAGAGACAGCAAGUCUGGAUUUAGUCUUUGCCUGCUUGUCUUGAUUGACCCCUGGAUUGAUGAACUAACUAUCAAGGACAAGAAGGAGAGCCACCAUAAUUUAUAAUUUCUAUUAGUUUGUUUCUCUCAUUAAUAAAGCAUAUAAACUUGAGGAGGAAUUAGGAAAUAGGAUGGUGAGUGGUGACCCCAGUUUUCGCGUUCUUUGCUGUAUCCCACUUUUAUAUAGUUGAUAGCUCAUAGCAAUAGUUAUUUUCAGAUACACUAACUAUCUCGAAAAACAGUGCUAAUCCAAGGAUUGAGGAGAUAGAUAUAUUGAAGUGAAGAAAGAAAGAAAGGAACGUAGAAAGAUUGAAACUUUACAAGGGAGAUGGGGUUGAAUCACUGUUGUAGAAUUGUGUUCUUCUUCUUUCUCUUGAUGGGUCUCUUUGCUUCUCCUUCUUUUGCUUCUACUUUCAUUUCAGAUGGUGUUUUUGAAUCUCAUGCUUCUACUGGCAGGAAUCUUCUUCAGACUAAGAAAGCUUGCCCUGUAAACUUUGAGUUUCUGAACUACACAAUCAUCACAAGCCAAUGUAAAGGACCUCAGUAUCCUCCCAGUCGCUGUUGUGGAUCAUUUAAGGAGUUUGCCUGUCCUUACGCAGAUUUGAUUAAUGACUUGACCAAUGAAUGUGCAUCAAUCAUGUUCAGCUACAUUAACCUCAAUGGGAAAUAUCCUCCUGGUCUUUUUGCCAAUGAAUGCAAGGAUGGGAAGCUGGGACUUGAAUGCCCUGCACUACCGCCAUCAGAACUGGCCAGUGACAAAAAUGGGAGUCAGAUUAUGCAUGGUCCACCCUUGCUGCUGAUUCUUUUAGCUGGUUUCAUAGUGGUGUUAUUUUAAUUAUUUUGAAGGCCUUAAAAUGUUUUUUAUCAUUCUUUUUUCCCCGCAAUAAUUUCUUUUAACCUUGGGAGAGAGAAAAUUCUCAUUCCAUUCUGUAGAUGCUACAUCUAAAACUGUUUAUUUAGGCAUACUGGAAAAAAGAAUUAAAAUAUGUAUUCUUCCCCUUAAAAAUACUUAAAUCUAUAAAUUCAAGGUUUCCUCCAA
Molecule: messenger RNA, 1134 nt
Organism: Populus nigra (black poplar)
Lineage: Eukaryota; Viridiplantae; Streptophyta; Magnoliopsida; Malpighiales; Salicaceae
Product: GPI-anchored protein LLG1-like
Exons: 4
Coding region: 424-930 (168 amino acids)
Source: RefSeq, a predicted model, not a curated record